Molecule: messenger RNA, 681 nt
Organism: Ostertagia ostertagi
Lineage: Eukaryota; Metazoa; Nematoda; Chromadorea; Rhabditida; Trichostrongylidae
Source: the annotation of a GenBank genome assembly
GAUAAUCGAUCACGCCAUCCGGAAUGUGACAAUCGAUCUGCUGUGGAAGCACAAACGAAAUCUAGGAGUAAAAGUGUGGGCUCAAAGGAGGUGUAUGAGGUGUUUGAUGAAGAACGAGGCGAAACUUGCGCAUUGAAAGUGGUGGAUCUGGGUGAGCUGCGCUUCGUUUCUGUAUUCUUUCUUCAAAUAUGUCUUUUCUUGAAGUAUAAUAUUGUGAUGAAUUCAAGGAAUGAAGAUCUGGGAUGCAUCGAAUUGCGUGAAGAAGAAAACACCUUAUAUGUUGUCAUGGAGAAAGGUGAUGUUGACCUGGCUACAUUUUUGAAAACGCGUCGCACAGAGAUCGACUCGUCCUUCAUUAAAUAUCACUGGAAAGAAAUGCUUCGCUGUGUCAAAGUGAUACACGACAGAAACUUAAUACCGCCUGCAAAUUUCUUCCUGUCGAAGGGCACUGCGAAGUUAAUUGAUUUUGGAAUUGCUACAGGAAUUCCAAAUGACAUGACAGCUGCUAUAAAAGAGAGCCAAAUGGGCACAUUGAGUUACAUGGCGCCUGAAGUUUUGCAAGGAGGAAAUGGAGACGGGAUGUUCAAGAUUCCGCUGAAGGCAGACGUCUGGUCGUUGGGAUGUAUACUCUACAAUUUAGUCUACGGUCGUCUCCCUUUUACAAUGAAAAGUCAAGGGGCU